AGGCUGGUGAGUUACUAAAGACCUGUAUUACUCUCUUCAGAGCUUUGGGCCAUUAACAAGAUCCCUGGGACCUACUCUGAGCACGUGGCUCUCCAGGGACGUCACUUCUGAGCACUCUAUUUUGGGCAUGUUCUCAGAGUUGAAGUUCCCCGUGCCAUGGGGCCACGUGGCAGCCAAGGCCUGGGGACCCUCAGAGGGGCACCCCGUGCUGUGCUUGCAUGGCUGGCUGGACAACGCUAACACCUUUGACAAGCUCAUUCCACUGCUCCCCAGAGAUCGCUAUUAUGUGGCAAUGGAUUUUUCUGGCCAUGGCCUGUCAUCCCACCGACCUGCAGGCUCCCCCUACCAUUUUCUGGAUUACGUGAGCGAUGUGCGCCGGGUGGCAGCAGCCUUGCAGUGGAGACGGUUCACCCUGAUGGGUCACAGUAUGGGUGGGUCUGUGGCAGGAAUGUUCUGUUUCCUUUAUCCUGAGAUGGUGGACAAGCUGAUCCUGCUGGAAAGUGUUGGCUUUCUGCUGGCUCCAGAGGACACCGAGGCAUGGCUGAAAUCAAAACGGAUGGUGAUUGACACAUUACUGAGUCUAGAGGCAAAGCAGCAAACUCCCAAAGCACGGAGCCCUGAAGCAGCAUUGCAGAGGCUCUUAGAAGCAAACAGCCAUCUGACAGCGGAGGGUGGGGCAAUCCUACUGCAGCGAGGAGCAACUGAGACACCCGCUGGGCUGGUUUAUAACAGAGACAUGAGAGUCCGUACGCAGAGUCGAGAGUCCUUCACGGCAGAGCAGUGCGUGAAGCUCCUGCAGAAGAUUCAGGACCGCGUUCUCAUCAUUGUAGCACAAGAUGGACUCUUGGUACCAUACAAGCUAGACAGCAGAAAUCACUUUGUGAAAGCCCUGUGGGAGGCGUUCCAGUCUACCCUCAAAGAGCACAUCCAGCUAGUAGAGGUGCCUGGGAGUCAUUUUGUACACCUGAAUGAGCCCAAGGUGGUGUCUGGGAUCAUCAGCAACUUCCUGACGACGCAGAAUGCCAGGCUGUAGGAAGAAGGAUCACUGCUGCAGCAGUCCAGGAGAACAGGGAACUAAAAAGCAGGCUCUAGGGCAAUUGUCACCAUUCCUACCUCACAUCCAACAUUAGUUUCAUGAUUCUUUUUCCUAAGCUUAGCUCACUGCAGGGUGGAAGCGGGUUUGCUGGGGGUUCCCUGGAGGAGGGUGACGCGAAGUAUCUCAGUUGUCAAAGGGAAAAGGAAUUCCC
Molecule: messenger RNA, 1247 nt
Organism: Egretta garzetta (little egret)
Lineage: Eukaryota; Metazoa; Chordata; Aves; Pelecaniformes; Ardeidae
Gene: SERHL2
Product: serine hydrolase like 2
Exons: 11
Coding region: 128-1033 (301 amino acids)
Molecular function (GO): hydrolase activity
Source: RefSeq, a predicted model, not a curated record